Saprolegnia parasitica CBS 223.65 is the source of this 159-nucleotide messenger RNA. RefSeq lists its product as hypothetical. The annotation marks the transcript as partial. Gene Ontology annotation, cellular component: membrane. Gene Ontology annotation, biological process: nucleoside transmembrane transport. Gene Ontology annotation, molecular function: nucleoside transmembrane transporter activity. The record is from RefSeq and is a predicted model, not a curated record. Lineage: Eukaryota; Oomycota; Saprolegniomycetes; Saprolegniales; Saprolegniaceae. The transcript has a single exon.
GUGCUCAGCACCAUUACGUUUGGUCUCGGGCCGCGCCUCGUGGCCCAGAAAGACCGCGAGUCGGCGGGCGCCAUCAUGUGUCUCGGCCUCUUUCUCGGUAUUUCAUCCGGCGCGACCAUCGGCUGGCAGUUUGGCCAGCACCACUGGCUCGGCGCCUAG